Mauremys reevesii (Reeves's turtle) is the source of this 2379-nucleotide messenger RNA. It is a transcript of the gene DEUP1, whose product is annotated as deuterosome assembly protein 1. Bases 352 to 2328 code for a protein of 658 amino acids. Gene Ontology annotation, biological process: de novo centriole assembly involved in multi-ciliated epithelial cell differentiation; centriole replication. The record is from RefSeq and is a predicted model, not a curated record. The transcript has 14 exons. Lineage: Eukaryota; Metazoa; Chordata; Testudines; Geoemydidae. Gene Ontology annotation, cellular component: centriole; deuterosome.
UAACGGGAGAAGCCGCCGGGCCUGUCCUGUAACCGCCGCGCGGUGCGGGAAGGCGGCAGCCGGGGCGGGACGGCGCGGCUGGGUGGCGGGUGCCGGGGAUCUGGGACCCGCUGCGGCCGGCGCACGCAGGCUCGGAGGAGCGGAGCCGGUAACUGCCCCGGACACGCCAGGGAGCAGGGGGAGCGGCGGGCGGAUCCCGCGCUGCUUCGCAAGCUCAGCAGCAGCAGCAGCAGCAGCAGCGGCAGCACUGGGGUCUGGAGGCGACUCCACCGCCAGCACCCACCCGGCGUGAGCGUCCCCGCAGCGGACACUGCCACGGAGCCAGUUUAAAAGAACAAUAUAGAGGGGGAAAUGGAGCAGAAAUUGCAAGUGUUGCAGGAACAAUUUGUGGUUGGAGCUUCUCCAUGUGAAGCUGAGCUUCAGGAAUUAAUCCACCAAAUUGACAUCAUGGUAAACAACAAGAAACUGGAAUGGGAAAGGAGGGUGAAAGCUUUAGAGGCAAGAAUGGAUGUCCGGGAUCAAGAAUUAGCAAAUGCCCAAAGCAAGUUGGAUCUGAAAGGUCAAGAGGUAGGGAUACUUCGACAGAAGUUAGACAGCUUGCAGAAGACUAAAUAUGAGAUGGCUCAGGAUUUCGAAGCUCAACUUCAAGCAUUGAAGUCUCAAUUUUGUAAACUCACACAAAGCUAUGAAAAACUACAGUUACACCAGAUAAAACAAGAUAGGGUUCACAGUAAAGAAAUAUGUGCAGAAAAUCUGGAAACUCCAUUUGAACUGAGCAAUUUAAACCAGAAAUUGGAAGAAUUUGAAGCAAAAUCAAGAGAAUGGGAUCAGAAGGAGACACUAUAUCAAAACCAUCUCAUUUCUUUAGAUGCUCAACGAAAAUUAUUGUCUGAGAAGUGUAAUUUAUUUCAGAAACAGACACAGAAUUAUCAAUUCCAAAUCAGCAAUAAGAACCAGAAACAGAAAGACGCAGCUACUUCCAGCCAAUCCAAAAUUGAGAGGGAUGAGUUCAUUAUUGAAAAAUUAAAGUCAACUGUGAAUGAAAUAGCAAUAAACAGGAAUAAGUUACAAGAGGAAAAUCUAAAGCUACAACAAGAACUAACAGUGUACCAAACACAAUGCCAGAACAUGGAGGCAGGACUUUCAGAGAUGAGAAAUGAGCUGCAGUCACGUGAUGCCCUCUGGAGAGGGAUGGAGGUGGAAUUCCAGCAGUUGCGUAAAGAAUUAUUGAAAUAUGGAGAAUGUAAAAACAUCCAAGAAAAUCAAAUGAAGCUUCAAUCAGCCUAUGCACAAUGUAUUCAGGAACUGGAAAACAAAAAAGCGGAGCUAUUACAUUUGAAACAACACCAGGAAAGUCAGCAAAAAGAGCUAAACAAGAUAAGGGACCAUCUUUAUCAUGAGGAGGAGUCCCAUAGCUCUGAGCAGGAAAGAAUGAGGACAGAAAUCUCUGGCCUGACAGAAGAGCUUCAUCAGAAGGAGAUCACUAUAGCAACUAUCAUGGAGAAAGCUACUCUUCUGGAAAGAAAGUUAAAAUUGGAGUUAGAGAUAAAAGAAAAAUUGUUAGCAAAACAACAGAUGUCAGAGAUGAGGUAUGAAGCUAUCAGAUCGGAAAACACACAUUUGAAGAAGAUGAUAGAAAAUUUGCAGUCUAGAAGAUACAUGACUAUAGAUUUAUCUAACACAGAACAUGAGAGUUACACAGCUUCCAUUCAUGAACUUGAGUGUGAGAAUGAAAGGUUACGAAAUAAUCUUGGUAAAUUGCAGAGCGAUUCAGAAACAUCAAUAUUGGCUACUCUGGAUAGAUAUGGAGAAAAAAAGCACUCUAAGCAAACCCAAUUAGAAAUGGAAGAAAAGGAAGAGAGAACUUUCCAAAAUAAAAUAGAAUGGCAAAUGAAACCUAUGCAAUCCACUAUCUAUGACCUCUACAGAAACCAAAAUCUUAUUCUACAUGGUCAAGGGGAUAUCAUUGGUACUAAAAGUGGCAGCAGUUUACCGUCUCAGAGACUUAGCAGAGAUCAUGACCAGAAACUAGAUGGUAAAUCUCCAUCACCACCAAUGUUAUAUCCUUCACACUACAACAGCCCAUUUCCUGAAAAGCACAGAUGUGAUGUUUUACUGAGCCAUGUGUACAGUGUGGAAGAAGUCAACCCAGUGCUUCCCCCAGAGAUGUCCUUACCUACAACUGUAACAGAAAAGUUCUUUCAAGAAGAAGAGAAACGAGCAAAAGAAUUUGAAGAGAUUUUAAAUUCACACAUUGAAGAACUGCAAAGGCAUUCUGAAAAUACUGUCAAAAAAUAUGCCAGGCUAAAACAAAAUAGACAUAUAUGAGCCUUUUAGCUUUUUAUAUGCAGUUUAAAAAAAUAAAGGUAUAACCAAAUA